UAAUGGCUUACCUGACAGUUAUCCAAAAGGUGAUCCGAGAGGCCUAACCGCUGAAAGAGUGUUAAAAAAAAUGAAAUCAAAAAACAUUUUAUAUCAUUUUGGAAAGAUUAAUGAUAGUACUGAAAUUAUGAUUGGCAUAUUUCGUGAAAUAAUUGGUGAAUUUCUCGUAUUUGAUCUCAAGACUACGGGAGGUGACCCUUCGAUAUUAGUUGAUCAAUUCUGUAAGGCUACUUGUUCUGCCAUCUUUUCUUCUGUUACAUUAACCACUACUUUAAGAAACUCGAAAAGUAUAUACUCUUUGCAUCAAAUCAAUCUACUCGAACCUGAUUGGAUUACUCUUCCAGAAAGAACAGGAAAAAUUUUAUGUUAUGUUCCACCUAAAACUCUGGCUGAAGUUAAGGAUCUUGCUCCACAACCAUUUUCUGUUGGUGCUGAGCGAUAUGCUUAUUACGCGCUUGAUAAUAAACUUGGACAAGAUAAUAAAUUAGUGAUAAAAAGUAUCACAGUGUUAAAGCAAGUUCCAUGGAACAAUAUUUAG
Messenger RNA from Racocetra persica, 538 nucleotides. Lineage: Eukaryota; Fungi; Glomeromycota; Glomeromycetes; Diversisporales; Gigasporaceae. The record is from the annotation of a GenBank genome assembly.